Messenger RNA from Paramecium sonneborni, 885 nucleotides. The record is from the annotation of a GenBank genome assembly. Lineage: Eukaryota; Ciliophora; Oligohymenophorea; Peniculida; Parameciidae.
AUGGAAGAAUCUCUAUUACAUUGUUAUCAUGAAAUGAUACCGGUAGGCUCUUUUCUUGAAUCUCCACUUCUGUUAAAAGAGGAAUAAAAAUUUACAGAUGUUAGAAUUAUUGAAAAACCAGAAGAAGAAAAUUGUAAAAUCCAAGCAAAUAGAAUAUAGCGUAUAUUUGAUAAUCAACAUAAAUUAAACAAACCAAAAUAAAGCUAUAAAGUUGAACUAGAAUUAUCAAUAAUUUUAUUGAGAGAAAUAAAAAUUCAUCGAUAAUUAGAAUUUAUGAUGCUGCUUUCCAUUUUCAUUGAUGCUUUAAUCAGACUUAAUUCUUAUAUAUAUUUAUUUCUUCUAUUAGCUGAAAAAGACAGCGAUGGUAGGAUUCUAUUAUAUUACUUAAUAUUAAUACCAAGGUUUUACUUUUUUCUAAGUUUAAUUAGAAUGUUAUUUAGAAAAUUACAUUUAUACAGAAAUCAACCAAUUUUGAUGAUAAUUGUAUUAUUUAGAUAAAAUUUUACUAAUAAAAAUAUAAUCGAAGAAGCAUCAAAAGAAUGGUAUGAUUGGCGAAAUGAAUCAUCUCAAUUCAAUAUUAAAUAGCUUUUGAUCUAUUUAUUAACUCCUAAUGAAUUAUCUUACUUUUAAUUAAAAUCCCUAAAAAAUGGACUUAAAACAUAUAUUGUUACUAGCUUUAUACUUAAAACAAUUGAGAUAGUCAUGUUCACUCCAGUUAUCUUAAUACUAUUAAAUUUUAAUGAAAAAAUUAUAAACAAACAAUUUUUAAUUUCAAAUGGAUAUUAACAAUUUACUCUCGUUUUAAUAUACAUUGAUGGAAUUAAAUACAUUUUUUUUAGUAUUUUUUACUUAACUAAAAGAAACUAUUAGAUUAAUAAAUAUUGA